Molecule: messenger RNA, 633 nt
Organism: Arabis nemorensis
Lineage: Eukaryota; Viridiplantae; Streptophyta; Magnoliopsida; Brassicales; Brassicaceae
Source: the annotation of a GenBank genome assembly
AUGUCUAUGAACCUUCAAGAUCAUAAGGGUUUAACUCCUCCAAUGUCUCUGAACCUUCAAGAUCAUAAGGGUUUAACUCCUCCAAUGUCUCUGAAUCUUCAAGAUCAUCAGAUUUUAACUUCACCAAUGUCUCUGGAUCUUCCCGAUCAUCAUCAGACUCAAUCCUUAAACCCUAGCCAGUUCUCGCUAUUUAUGUACAACCAUGGAGAUGCUACUCUCUCUCAAAUCCCUCUCUCUGCAGCAUCAAAUUUCUACCAAUCUGCAUCCACUCAAUUCACCAAUUACUCUGCAGAACAAGAAUCUGGAUUGAAGAAUCACUUGAUGCAUCAAGAACUUAAUGGUUUUGAUCAGAACAUGUGCAUGAGUGACAUGAUCAACAGCAACAACUUUCAACAUCCUUGCGUCUCAAACACACAAGAUUACUUACAAGAAUCUGUGAAUAAGUAUGAGUUGAAUCAGUUGAUGCAGCAUGAGAUGUAUGGUUAUGACCAGAACAUGUAUACGAGUGAUAUCACCAACCGAAACUUUCAACAUUCUUGUCUCUCAAACACAGUUUCAGAUCAGUUCUGUUCUAAUUUUCAGAAUCCUUAUGGUAACACUAGCUUCCCUCAAGAUUUUCAGGAUAUGUCUUGA